GGAAUGGAUUUGAAGAUUAAGGCUAUUGAAUAUUUCAGCAACAACAAUAUUUUGAAAGAACUUGAAAAUGCCUUACAACUUAUGUUUCAGGAUAAUGCUUCAGAUCCUUCCGGUUAUUUAGUAACUGCUUUUGAUUAACUAACCUUUUACAGAGCAUGUAUUUUGAAAAAAUAUCCAUAAUUCCGAAAAUUGUUAGCAUCAACUUAGACAGAUCUUAUUCUUGUUUUGGAGGCUUAUCACGUUUUUUGAAUAUAUGUACACUUUGGAGAACAAAUACUGAGGUUACCACUCGAGUAAACUAUGUAUAUGGCUGCAAUCGUUGUGGAAACAGUUUGGAUGAAACAGCACCACCCGAAUUCUCAGUUUGCGUAAAAUCAGUUAUAGACUUACUUAAUAAGUGCAGCUGGUUACCAAUGGAGAUGAUUGAAAUUGAUAAAUUUAUCAGAAACUUUUACAACAACUAUCAAACAAAAAAAUUACAAACUGAACAAAUUGAAGAAACAAAGAGAGAAAUCGAAAAUACUGGUUCCAAUGCCAUUUCGUCAAAAUCGAAAUCAGCACAAAAUUCCAAAAAGAAAUCUACCAAAGAUAUUCUACCGGUUAUUUCAAAUCAACUCAUUUCAUUGGCACCGCUAAUUGCAACCGAUUUAACAUGGUUAUCAAUGAGUUUACAUUUAACCGCAGUGAAAUGUUCUCGACCUCCGAUUAAUUGUCAAGUGUAUAUGCAAUCACUUUAUAAUGAGGUCAUCAAAUCAAUCACAUCUGACAAUAAGCACAAUUCAUCCAAUCACCCAAUCAAUAAUGCAACUCAUUUCAAAAUCACAUGUCCAAUAAUUACCAUACUCAAUUGUCCUGGACGUAUUGGUGCUUUACAAUCUGGGAAAUGUAAAUUUCUACAAGAAAUUCUACUUAUCCCAAGGUCAAAUUUAAAACCAAAAGAAUUACUUGACAACUUGUUCAUGAUUAAAACAAAAUUAUCACAAGUAUUAUUGAACAAGUCCAAUUUAGCGCCACAAAUUAUUUGUGAUAAUGGAGCGUCAAGUGUGAAUAUUGACAAAGUGGAACAAGCACUGGAUUUGCUAGCUGAAUUGUUAGAACAAAUUCAAUUGAAAAAUGAAUUUUAUUUUGGGCUGUAUAUAACACCGAAAGGAAUUUUUGAUACGGUAAAAGAACGUUAUGAGCCUAUUAUAGGCAGUUUAAAAACACCAGAAGAAUUGGUGAAUUAUUAUGUAGAACUAAUUGGAAAAUAUCCACAAAUACGCUUAUUGAUUGAUCCAUUUAGAGCAGAAGAUAAAGAAUGUUGGGCAUUAUUAAAAACACGUAUUACCAAUCCAAUAUGGAUUACAACAAGUACAACGAUUCAACCUGCUAUGAAAGAGUUGUCAGCGAAUCAAUCAAGUUCAAUGGUCACUGCAAAACCUAAUCCGACAACCAUUUCAACAACACCAAUUGAUGAACAAUGCAAAUUUAGUAUACCAACUGGUUUAACUAUAAAUCAGUUAGCAAAUUUACAAGAAAACAUAAUUCAUACUCCUGAUGAUGACGAUGCAUUUGUGAGUAAUGAUGUUGACAUUAUUGAAGAUGAUAAUCAUGAUUUGAAACAAGCUGAAAAUAAUAAUUUAAUUAUUCAUACUGCAGAUAAACAAGAUCUAUGCUAUUCUACUUGGUUAUUUACUUUAGAUACAUGUUUAGAUUGUGUAUUGAUGACAGAAAUUAUUGAAGCAAUUUAUAAAUUACACUCACAAAAUCGAAAAGUGAUAUUCAGUUUGGAUAAUUUACAAAUUAUUGAAGAUUGGCCAAUGGAUAUGGCAAUUGGAUUCGGUAUGGAUUUUAUUAAAAUCACUGGAUUGUACAGGAUUGAUCAAUGCAAUAAAUUAAUCCGAUGGUAUGAAUAUUAUCAACAGUUCAUUGAUCAUCAAUUCGAUGAUGAUGAGCAUUAUUCAAACAAUUCAAUCAAUCAAUGGAAGCUGUAUGAUGAUGAGUCAUUUUAACUGAUGAAAAAGAAACAUUCUUUUUUUUUU
Schistosoma turkestanicum is the source of this 2021-nucleotide messenger RNA. Lineage: Eukaryota; Metazoa; Platyhelminthes; Trematoda; Strigeidida; Schistosomatidae. The record is from the annotation of a GenBank genome assembly.